UUAUUCCAUCUUAUGAUCCGUGUCGGGAGCUACACUCCCGUUGCAUUCCCAUUGAUUAAUCUUAAUCUCCUUGGAUUUAUUGAUCUUUGUCGUACUGUUAUAUUUUCUAUCCGCACCUAAAAUGAAAGAAGCAAGUCGUCCAACAUUCGACGAAAGAUCAGCAAAGAAAUGAUUUCAGGUAUUAUAUGCAUAAAAAUUAUCCAACUAUAUUAGAACAAUAUUACCUUAUUGGAGAGAAAAUAUCUGGGGAUGAUGAUGUAAGGAGAUUUGAUUACACAACCUGGGCAAAAUAAAAUGAAUAAUAGAUCUUCAUGGCGCAUAUGAAAGUUAUAGCAUCGUUACUUGUUGGUGGAGGCAUAUCGUAUGGUUUAUUUCGUGCUACUAUACCUAAUGAAAACAAUAUUAUAAAGCAUUUGCCCCCAUAUUCAUCGGAACCACAUGGCCUCUUAGAGACUUACAGUAAAAAGGAAAACUCUUCAGAAUUGAUGAACCUAACGAGACCAAGACGGAUUAUUCCUGAGAAACAGAAAAUUCAGGACAACACGAACAUUGGUGGAAAAUAGCACUUGCAUAGCAAUAAAAAAUGGAUUCCACUGAACUUAUAGAAGGUAGUCUACCAGAUCGUAUUACAAAAAGGGACCGUGAACGCAAAAAUGUUAUCGAAAGGCGACGGGAGGAGCGGCAGUCUCUCACUGUGGAAUCCGAGCAAAGCAGUUAUUUCAAAGACACAUUUUACUCUUCCUGUAAGAAGAUCAAAGAUAUGCUAGAUGAUGCGCCCAGUACUUCGUCCUCAGCUCUGCCGGGGAUCUUUGAGAAAACCAACAAGGAGAUCCAGUUGCUUAAGAACUACCUGUCACAAUCGAAAAUGUUCUUGAAGGUUUACGAUAUAAGACGCGCACAAGAGAACUUGCAAUUACUAGAGAACCAGGCUUCCGAGAUGGAGUUAAAGUUACUGCCUAAGAAGAAGUUUGGAUUCAAGAAUCGUCGUGUCGUAAAGAAACCAUCUGACAAAGGUCAUGACAUCACGGACGGUCUGAAGGAUCUCAAGAUAUCUGAAGGGAUUGUCAACGGUUCAACUAAACAGAACAACAAACUGUUGUCGAGCAAGUACGGUGAUAAUGCUUGCAUGUUAUUGGGUAAGACAAACGAGCAACUGGUGUUGGACGCCGAGAACGUGAAUAAAAACGAUGUCCUGCUGUCCGAUCUAGUGCACUGUACCAUAAGGAUAUACGGUACACCUAGUACAUUACACAUGGUGAAUCUGAAACAAUGCACCGUCCUGGUCGGGCCGGUGACGUCGUCCGUGUUCGCGCACGACUGCAGCGAGUGCGCGUUCGCCUUUGCGUGUCAGCAGUUACGGUUGCACUCGUCGACAGACUGUACUAUUUAUCUGCAUGUCACAAGUAGGGCGAUCAUAGAGGAUUGUACAAAGAUACGGGUAGCACCUUACAACUGGUCCUACGAAGAUCAGACGAGUCACUUCAAUCUAGCCGGCCUCGAUCCAAAAGUCAACAAUUGGAAUUGCAUCGAUGACUUCAAUUGGCUAUCUAGCGAGAAACAUUCGCCGAAUUGGUCCAUUCUCGAGCCAGAGCUUCGUGUGAAAACAUGGGAUUAGACAGAGUAUUUGUGAAAAAACGACGAAGAGCGAUCGAAACAUUAAAAGCUGUAGUCGAGAGCGUUUUUCAGAAAGCUAAUUCUUUUUCCAAAUGUUCAUACACACACACACACACACAAGCGUCGAUGUAUUUACGUAAAUAAAAUUAUCCACAUGUAUACUACGCUUUUUCACACAAAGACGCAAACUAUGUAAGUGUUUUAUAUACUUACAAUGUCUAAUAAAUUUACCGUUUAUGCAAUAUA
Molecule: messenger RNA, 1860 nt
Organism: Harpegnathos saltator (Jerdon's jumping ant)
Lineage: Eukaryota; Metazoa; Arthropoda; Insecta; Hymenoptera; Formicidae
Gene: TBCC
Product: Tubulin-binding cofactor C
Exons: 3
Coding region: 584-1615 (343 amino acids)
Biological process (GO): post-chaperonin tubulin folding pathway; tubulin complex assembly
Cellular component (GO): cytoplasm
Molecular function (GO): tubulin binding
Source: RefSeq, a predicted model, not a curated record